CCAUACCAAUUUCAACACACUUGAGAAUUGACAUUUGACACCCUACUAUAUAUUCCAAUCAUAUAAAACACACAAUGGUGCUUCUCUCUCUGGUCCCUUUACUCUUCUCUCUUUAGUAGAUCUCACUCAUUUAAUACAUUUCACUUACAAAAAUAUACACCAUACUAUAAUACUAUUAAUUAACACCUACUGUGCUUAAUUAAUUUCAGUAUCCACCAAAACGAUGUCGGAUCACCCCGACGGCACUUCCGAAAUCUCAGCGAGCAACUCAUCCAGGAGUCUCGCUGAGUUACCGGAACUCACCGCCAUACGAUUCGGACUCGAUCUUGUAUCGGCGGCUAGGCGAAACAUCGUGUUCCUGAGGACUGUUUCGGAUUCUCUGUGGCUCCACCACACGCCCAUUGUGGUGGAAGCCAUACGCAGGUACCAUGAUGUGUGGAUGCCGUUGAUUUCCGAUCUGACGGCCCCGGACUUCCCUCUUCCUAUGAUUCUCCCUCCCUUCGAUGUCGAGUGGGUUUGGUUCUGCCACACUCUCAACCCUGUUAGUUACAGGGAAUACUGCGUGAGAAGAUUCUCGAAGGUGAUUGGAAGAGCGGUUAUCUUGGACGAGGAGAACAGAGAGUACGCGGUGAUGCGGUGCAGGGAGAUAUGGAGCGCCGAGUUCCCCUCCGAGUCGUUUGAGAACGAAGCGAGUUCUGACUCGGAGGAGGAGGACUCAAUUGGCACCAUUGUUGAUGAAGAGGGUGGUGAUCUUCUGAAGGAAGUUAUAGAGAAGAGGAAGUGGUUGUGCUCUGUGUUUGAGGAGCCGUACAGGUUUGAGGUGGUGUACUUGAUAGCGGCGAGGCAGAGGUACAAGGCGUUCUUGUAUUUGGCGCACAAGAGGUUAGUGGCGCUUCAAUCUGGUUCCUGUUUGGUGCCAGCUUCGGAUAUCUUGUUGAUGUGGCUGACCCACCAGAGUUAUCCAACAGUGUAUGUGGAAGACAUGAAAGCAUUAGGCUUAGAUGUUGAUCUGGAAAAGGUGGCAAUGGUUUCUCAAACCGUGAAGGAGAAGGAAUUUGAAGAAAUAAGGAAGUUGUGGGACGCAGAAUUCAAUCAACCUUAUGAGAAAGCUGGUGGAGAGAUCACUUCGCUGUCAUUGGAAGGGGCUACCUAUGCAAUUUCCCCCGUCUACUGGGUUGAAUCAGACACAGAUGUCAAUACAAAAUACAGGUCCAUGCUUCCAAGGUUCUUACUUGAGGCCUGUGUAUUUGUGAAGCUUAACUCAAGGAUAAAGGCAUUGCAAAAGGAUAUAAACCGUGAUUUCAUAAGACUUCGUACUAUAAGGUGUCAUAGUGAGUUAAAGCUAGAUAAAUCCAUCUCCAGUUUCCCCUAUGAUUCAUGGAAAAAAGCUUGGCAUCUUUACUGUGAAUUUGGGACUAAGGGGGUUAUUAUUGAGUAUCGUCAACAAGGUGGUAGCUGUCUUAAAGGAAGUACUCUGCAAGACACUGUUUCAUUUAGCUGGAAUGAUUUAUUGAGAGCUGAUUCUCUAACUUCGGAAAAGAAAAUUAGUCAGCGUGUGAAUAUUGCAUCAAUAACCCCGCCAGUUCAAGCACCGUACUUGUUGAAAUGUGUUCCUGAUCGAGUAACAGAUGAUUCCGGAGCAAUGAUAUCUGAUGUGAUUCUGAAGAUGAAUAGCUAUCACCCGCAAGAAGGACGAUGGCUGUCUCGUACAGUUCUUGAUCAUGCAGGAAGAGUGUGUUUUGUUAUUAGAAUUAGGGUAGGAGGAGGAUUUUGGAGAAGAGGAGGUGAAACUCCUUUGGCUGUGAAAUGGGAAGAAAGGAUUAUAGAGAUACGUGAAGGAUCUUGGUCUUAUGUUGCUGGUUCCAUUGGUAGAGCCCCUGAGAAGGUGGUAGCUACUGCCACACCAAAGGAAUCGGAAGAGCAAUGGAGUGCAUCAUGGUGCUUUUCAACAGGAGAUGAGCUGGUUGUACAAUGGGACUCAUCACUAUCGGUGUCGGGUCUUUGCUUUAGUUUGAGAAACCAGACAUCAACAGAUUCAUCGGUGAAGUUGUUGAAAGGAAGGCAAAGGCAAUACCAAGUGAAGAGUAAAAGGAAGGCAGAUAACAAAAGUGAAGAAACAAAAAACAACUUAAAGGAAGAUUUUGAUGAGGAGGAGGGUUUUAUUACACUUGUUCGUCUCACAGGAGAUGACCCCGAUGGAAGAGCAACGGCGCUUCUAAAUUGGAAGCUAUUGGUUGUUGAAGUGUUGCCUGAAGAAGAUGCUGUUCUGAUGCUCCUCCUCUGCAUCUCAAUACUCAAAAGUGUAUCAGAAAUGAUGAAACAAGAUGUGGGAGGGUUGUUGGUUAGGAGAAGAUUGAAGGAGACAAGGGUUGGAACUAGGGAUUGGGGUUCUGUGAUGCUUCAUCCAUCAUCAUCGUCAUCAUCUGAUUCAAGAUACCUUCAACCUUGGUAUUGGAAUGCCUGGUCUGUGAUGAUAGCACCUGAUGCUGCAGAUCAGGUAAAAAGGAUUCCAGCAUCAACUCAAUCACUAGUGGAAGGCAGUGACAAGUUAUACAAGCAUGGGAUCAUUAGUUAAAAGAAAUGUUUCUUGAAUAUAGUUAUUAUUAUAUUUUGAGUUGACAAUUUGACAUACUAUCUAUCUACUUGGAGGGUGUGAGGGCCAGCAAAAAUGAAACUCGCACCUCGUAUAAUAGUGGAUAGAUAAUAUUUCAGCGCCUGAUAUAAUGAUAGUUAUAUUCAGGUAACAUUAUCGAAUUAGUUAAGCCUUUUGUAUUAUAUUUGAUGUGGAUGCAAGUUUUUCAAUUUGGCUUGCUUGAAAUGUUCACUUUUUCUUCUUAGGAUUGUAAUUCUGAGUCGAUACAGUUUGAUUGAAACAAAAAAUUAAUUAUUGAAAAAAGAGAGACUGAUU
Arachis stenosperma is the source of this 2908-nucleotide messenger RNA. RefSeq lists its product as uncharacterized. Lineage: Eukaryota; Viridiplantae; Streptophyta; Magnoliopsida; Fabales; Fabaceae. The record is from RefSeq and is a predicted model, not a curated record.